This is a messenger RNA of Impatiens glandulifera, 3661 nucleotides long. Its product is annotated as disease resistance protein RGA2-like. Bases 69 to 3137 code for a protein of 1022 amino acids. The record is from RefSeq and is a predicted model, not a curated record. Gene Ontology annotation, molecular function: ADP binding. The transcript has 5 exons. NCBI's taxonomy places the organism in Eukaryota, Viridiplantae, Streptophyta, Magnoliopsida, Ericales, Balsaminaceae. Gene Ontology annotation, biological process: defense response to other organism.
UCAGUAGACACAAGAUAACAUUUGUGAGAAGUUUAUUCAUCAGAUUGAUCAUUGAGAGAGAAACCACCAUGGCUGAAGCAGCUCUAAUCAGUGGAUUGCUUUCAAACUUGUCACCUCUACCUCUGAUUAAGGAUGAAUUCUCGUUGCUUUGGAGUUUUAAGAAGGAGGUUCAAAAGCUAUCCAGCACGCUAUCUUCGAUUAGUGCCGUUCUUGAGGAUGCAGAGAGAAAGAAGGACAAGGACAAACAAACGGAAGAUUGGUUGCGGAAGCUCAAAGAUGUGGCGUACGAGGUUCGAGACAUCAUGGAUGACUGCACCUAUGAAGAUCUUCGUCUUCAAGUCAACAGGCGUAAUGCCUCUUCUUCAACCCGGAUCAAGGUAACCAACUCAAUAACCCAUCCUUUUAUCAGUACUUGGACACGUCUAAAAGUUGGUCACAAAAUUAAGGAUGUUCAAGAGAAGCUUAACCAAAUUUCUUCAGAGCGCCAAACGUUACAUUUGCGUGAAUCUAUUCAUGACAAAUUUACUAGUCGUUGGCGUGAAACCAUAUCUCUUUCUAGUUGUAAUAAAGUAUAUGGGAGAGAUAUGGAGAAGAAAAAGAUUAUUGAUAUUCUGGUCAAUAAUACAUCUGGUGCUUGUGUUGAUAAAAAACUAUCUGUUCUACCCAUUGUUGGAAUUGGGGGUCUUGGUAAAACAACACUUGCCCAAACGGUCUUCAACGACGAGGAGAUUGCUAAGCAUUUUGAAAUCAAAAUCUGGGUUUGUGUUUCUGAUGAAUUUGAUAUUCAACUGGUGAUGAAAGCCAUCUUAGAAGAAGAAAAGGCAGAAGCACGCUCAGAAGAAUUGCAGAAAAAAGUUAGAGAGAAAUUGAGCGGGAAAAGAUAUUUAAUUGUAUUGGAUGAUGUUUGGAAUGAAAAAUUUGAUGAAUGGGAUCGGUUGAGAUCUAUCUUGGACUGUGGAUCAAAUGGUGCGUUUGUCCUUACCACGACACGAAAAAGAAAUGUGGCAACAAUUAUGGAAACGAUUCAUCAUAUUCAGAUAUCAUUGCUCUCUGACGAGGAUUGUUGGCUACUCUUUGAAGAGCGUGCAUUUAUGUGUGGGACACCAAAAACUCCAAACUUUGUUGAUAUUGGAAAAGAAAUAGCUAAAAAAUGUAAGGGUGUUCCCUUAGUUGCCAAGACAUUUGGAGGUCAAUUGAGCUUCAAAAGUGAUAUAAAUGAAUGGUCUAAAAUAAGAGAUAAUGAGGUAUGGAAGACAUCUCAAAAUGAAAAAGAAUCUGAUCUCUUGCCUAUUCUAAGGUUGAGUUACUAUGAACUCCCUUAUCAUUUUAGAAGAUGCUUUGUGUUUUGUGCUAUAUUUCCCAAGGAUGCUAAAAUUGAAAAGGAGAGAUUAAUCCAAUUGUGGAUGGCUCAUGAUUUAAUUCCUACAGUUAAAAACCAAGAAGUGGAAGAUAUUGGGAAUACAAUUUGGAAAGAGUUGUGUUGGAGAUCCUUUUUUCAAGACGAGAAAUUAGAUUGUUUUGGAAAAGAGAUAUGUAAGAUGCACGAUCUUAUGCACGAUCUUGCCCAAUCUGUUAUGAAAGAUGAAUGUUAUAGGUUGGAUGCUAACAGCUCAAAUGAUGGUUUAAAACGAGAAAUUCGUCAUGUAAGGGCAAUAUUUGAUGAAUUUGUCAAAAUAUCAACUCAUUCUCUUAAGAAAAUUGGAGGGUUGCAAACGCUAAUAUUCAUCAAAGAGAGAAAUGAUAAAAAUGUCAUAAAGCGGAUUUCUUUGAGUGUCUUGAAGAAGGAACUUCCGACUUUACGCGUCCUUAAACUGGGGUGCUACUAUGUGCAAUAUCAAGAUUUGCAUUACCUGGGAUGUCUAAAACAUCUGAGAUAUUUAGACAUUUCGGGUAAUAAAGAGAUAACAACAUUACCGGAUAGUAUUUGUGAUCUCUUGAACUUACAGACUUUGAAACUCAAUGGUUGUUCUAAGCUUGAAAAUUUGCCCAGAAAUACGAAAGACCUUAUUAGUCUGCGACAUCUUUAUUUGGAGGGGUGUGAUGGAUUAAAAUGUAUGCCUAGAGAGAUGGGGCAAUUGAAACAUCUGAAGACGUUAAGCUUGUUUGUCAUAGGCAUGAAGGAGAAAGACGGUCAACUAGAUGAAUUAAAAGAAUUGGAUAUCUGCGGAUCAUUGACAAUUAAGAAUCUUGGGAGAGUUAGUGAUGCAACUAUUGCAAGAAGGGUAAGUAUGGCUAAAAUGUCGAGUAUCAAUGAGUUGGAGUUGUUCUGGAGAUCUGAUGAUGAAGUUGAUGAUAAUGAGAGCAAGAGUACUAGAGAUGAGAAAAUUGGUGAAGCUCUAGAGGUUUCAACGAUGCUGAAAACAUUGAUGAUGUAUCGUUACAAAGGUGUGAAUCUCCCAAAAUUGGUGUCUCCUACUAUUCCUAGUGCCGGAGUAUUUCCUAAUCUAUCCGAGCUGAUGAUAUCUGAUUGCCCAAAGCUAGGGAGAUUGCCGCCCCAUCUCAAAGCACUCAAAGAUGUAACUGUUUGGGGUGAAUGUUCGGAUGAGUUGUUAUAUAGCAUCUCAAAUCUCAGUGCUCUCACUCAUCUCACUCUUGUUUUUAUGAUAGAAAGAAGUGUUUUAUUUGGAGCUGGUUAUAAGGCAUUAAUGUUUGAUGAUGAGAUACCAUCAACAUCAUCAUCGUCAAAUAAUAAUAGUGAAGCACAAUUAAGAGGAGGAGUACGCUCAACUUUCCAAUCUCUUCAAUCUCUGCAUAUUAGUUACUGCUUCAAUUUAAGGCGUUUGUUUGAUGAGGGAAUGAUAUCAAAGAUUAGUGGCUGCCAGAACAAACACUUCAUCAACUCUCUCACGGAAUUGUGGAUUAUAGAUUGUCCGGAGUUGAUGAUAUCAGUUGAGGAAUUUGUUGGAAACCUCAAUAUUAAUAAUAAUUCACUACAGAGAUUGUAUAUUAGCCGUUGUCCUAAGUUGGUGUCUUCAGAAGAAGCGGACGAUGUUAUCGCACUCCUGCGUUCCCUUCGAACCAGACUUUGUCCUAAGAUGUUCCAUUUAGAUAUUCUAUUGGGAGAGGAACAGAAGAAGAAGAAGAAGAGUCAAAUUAGAAGGACGCGUAGAAAGGAUCCUUUGUAUGAUUUCAAGUAGGAUGUUGGAAUAUCACCGAUUCACAAUACUUCAGUCAGUAGGCUAUUCUGCAGCAGUCACACUCACGAUAGAGUUGGAAGCAUUUAUCCUAUUUGAGGGUCAAGCAUACAGUGAUAACUUAAAGGAGUAGAAGACUCAUCAAAGAGAUGAAAAAGAGGCUGGAAUUGCUUCAGAAGGAGGACAUGGAUAUGUUGGAAAAGGGUUGAAACACUGAAGCAAGAACUCGAAGGGGAGAAGCUUAAAUGCAACUAAGCAAAUCGUUAAAGGCUUGUACACAAUAUUCAUUCUUUUUUUAUCCCUAGAACAAAGGCGAGAUGAUUCAUUUGAACCCUAGUUAUGUAAGGAGGAAUAGAAGAAGGAGAAGAAGAGUCAAUUUCAGGAAGUGAUAAUCAGCAAAUGGUAGUCUGGAGGGAGUAUCUAUAGACAUGUAGGGUAAUACCUUAGAAAUAAUCAUUUUCACGUAACACUAAUCCUCCUUUGAGCUGCACAAUUAUUUAUAUUUAAAUGCAAUAUAUUUAGUGUCC